Messenger RNA from Tripterygium wilfordii, 2169 nucleotides. Its product is annotated as 65-kDa microtubule-associated protein 5. Gene Ontology annotation, cellular component: cytoplasm; spindle. Gene Ontology annotation, molecular function: microtubule binding. Lineage: Eukaryota; Viridiplantae; Streptophyta; Magnoliopsida; Celastrales; Celastraceae. Gene Ontology annotation, biological process: microtubule cytoskeleton organization. The coding region runs from base 203 to 1882 and encodes 559 amino acids. The record is from RefSeq and is a predicted model, not a curated record. The transcript has 11 exons.
UUGAUACUGGGAAACACAUCCCAUAAAUGCCUACAUAUGGCAAUCCCGGAAUGGAAUUAAAGCGGUGAACAAGGCAAAUAAAACGAAAACGCUCCCUUUAUGCGUUUUCGACCAAAAUCUCUGUGUGUUUCGUGUUCGAACUCUCUAGGGUUUCGAGUUUGUCCGCUCUGAAAUCGAAAAGGGGCUUUUUUUUCAGUGGAAAAUGACUACUGCGUUCCUUCCUCUCUCUCCUUCUCGCACCACUUGCGGCUCUCUCCUCCACGAAUUGCAGAUAAUAUGGAAUGAAAUUGGAGAGAAUGAUAGUGACAGGGAUAAGAUGCUUCUAGAGUUGGAGCAAGAAUGCCUGGAUAUUUACCGUCGAAAGGUUGAAAAGACUAGAAAGUACCGGGCUGAUUUGCAUCAAUCAUUGGCUGAUGCAGAAGCUGAGAUUGCCAACCUUGUUUCUGCUCUUGGAGAACAUUCCUCUUUUUCCACGGGAAAAGGCACUCUGAAGCAGCAGAUGGCCGCAAUAAAACCUCUGUUGGAUGACUUGAGGUUGAAGAAAGAGGAACGAAUCAAGGAAUUUUCUGAAAUCCAAUCACAGAUAACCCAAAUUUGUGUGGAAAUAGCUGGAAGUGGUCAAUCCGCUAAUUCUGAUGAUCGACAGGUGAAUGAAACUGAUUUGACUGUGAACAAGCUGCGGGAGUUCAAGUCACACCUCCAGGAACUUCGGAAAGAAAAGAAUUUGAGGUUGCAAAAGAUUAACAGCCAUAUUUGUAUCAUCCAUGAGCUUUCAGUUGUGUUGUCAACAGAUUUCAUUAAAACAGUUGGUGAUGUUCAUCCAAGCUUGUGUGAUUUGUCAAAUAAUAAAUCAAGGAGCAUUAGCAAUGAAACCCUUGCUAGAUUAACUAGUGUGAUUCACUCACUUAAGCAGGAGAAGCAAGAAAGGCUGCAAAAGCUUCAACGUCUUGGGUGCACAUUGAUGGAGCUAUGGAACCUCAUGGACACACCCCUUGAAGAACGAAGGAAAUUUGACCAUGUUCCCAGAUUAAUUUCUUCCUCUCUUGAAGAUGUGUCAGUGCAAGGUUGCCUUGCACUUGAUGUCAUCGAGCAGACUGAGAUUGAGACGGAAAGGUUGAAUAUUCUAAAAGCCAGUAAAAUGAAGGAGUUGGUGUUUAAGAGGCAAAAUGACCUUGAAGAAAUCUAUAGAGCGGUUCAUAUGGAUGUUGAUAGUGAUGCAGCUCGACAGAUUCUUAUUGGCAUCAUUGAUUCUGGUAAUGUUGAUCUGGCUGAGCUGCUUUCUGGCAUGGAUGACCAGAUCACCAAAGCCAAAGAGCAGGCUCUAAGUCGGAGGGAUAUCUUAGAAAAGAUAGAGAAAUGGAAGUAUGCAUGUGAAGAAGAGAAAUGGCUUGACGAAUACGAAAAGGAUGAAAAUCGGUAUAGUGCAGGCAGAGGGGCACACAAAAAUCUGAAACGUGCAGAGAAAGCACGAAUGUUGGUCAGCAAAAUAUCAUCCAUUCUGGAAAAUUUGACUGCAAAAGUGAGAGCCUGGGAACGGGAGAGAGGAAUACCAUUCUUGUAUGACAAGGUUCCCCUUCUAAGCACAUUGGAGGAAUAUAGUUUGUUACGCCAGCAGAGAGAAGAGGAGAAGCGUCGCUCUCGGGAGCAGAAACGGCUACAGGAACAAUUAACUGCAGGACAAGAGGCAAUUUAUGGAUCAAGGCCCAACGUAAAGAGGCCACUGGGUCAAAACACCAGUACUAAUUCCAUGGGAACACCACUUGGUCGCCGUUUGACAACUCCCGGUCGGCCUGGAAUAUCCACCGGAAAGGAACGCAGGGAAAGUGGCAGAGUCCAUAACAUCACCCCUGUGAACUAUGUUGCUCUUUCCAAGGAUGAUUGAAGUCUCAUGGGUAAUGAGCUUAGCUGCUUUCUUCAAUUGUCCCUUGUUACAAUGCUUGUUCCCCCCUUUCCAUUUCGAGACCAAGCUAAGUAGGGAUUGGAUAGAUAUAAUGCCCGGUUUUCCUCUUUUUUGUGCUGUUGCAAAUAUCCUAAAUAGAAUUUAUGCAUUUAUCUUUUAGACGCUAAAAAGUGCAAAGAUGAUUUAGCUUGAGUAGAAUUUGUAAAUGAGUGGAGAAAUUUUCUUCUUGUGUAAAUUGGAGACUUUCCGUGGUAGAUCACAUUUCACUA